Poecilia reticulata (guppy) is the source of this 5220-nucleotide messenger RNA. Its product is annotated as cytoplasmic polyadenylation element-binding protein 4-like. Lineage: Eukaryota; Metazoa; Chordata; Actinopteri; Cyprinodontiformes; Poeciliidae. Gene Ontology annotation, biological process: negative regulation of cytoplasmic translation. The record is from RefSeq and is a predicted model, not a curated record. Gene Ontology annotation, cellular component: neuron projection; nucleus; cytoplasm. Gene Ontology annotation, molecular function: translation factor activity, RNA binding; ribosome binding; mRNA 3'-UTR binding.
GAGGCGGGGAAUGGAGACGGAAGUGUCUCCCCACUGGCCCAGCUGUCAUCUAGAAGAGAGAGAGAGAAGACCCAUUUACACCGGCUGCUUAGGAAACCCAGAAAAAGGGAAAACGCUAAAAUAUGGCAACAUCUUAACGAUAAGGUCAUGACGACGAACUGAAGGAUAAAGAAGACGGUGAAAGCUGAAAACCUACAGGGCGUCCUAAAUGGGGGACUACGGCUUUGGAGUUCUGGUGAAGAACGGCAGUGGUAACAAAUCUGCGUUCCCUGUUAGGAUCCCUCCUCACCUCCAGCCACAGCACCUUCAGCACUCCUCCAACCCCCCCAGCCCUCCUUCCUUUGUAAACAACGCCUGCUCCACCAAUGGGGGCAGUGCUUGGCUCUUCCCUACCGUAGCCCAGCACGGUAACAUGCAAGAUGAGAUUCUGGAGUCGGACAAGUCCAAAGCCCUGGACCUCCAAGACAUGCAGGAGAAGUCCCAAGUUCAGACCCAGCCUCAGACUCUGUCUCCAGGCCAGCAGGAGGUCGGAGGAGGCCUAACGGAGCUUGAGGGGGCCCAUCCAGAAGAUGGCUCCUUGGAGAAGGGUUCCCUGGAAAGCAGUAUCGGAAAGGAGAAGUUAAGAAUCGAGUCUCCGGUGUUGAGCAGCUUCGACUACCAGGACACCCUGGGAAUGGCUACAAGCUGUGCACAGUCCAACUCUUCCCCGUCUUCGCUGACCAGCUUUAACAACUGGUCCCCUGCUGUUCCAUCUAACCAGUCUCCUGUUGUCGGGGAAGAUGUUGGCGCGUUCUUCGGUCCUGCUGACUCCAACACAAACGGCCCACCUCUACUGUUCCAGAACUUCUCUCACCAUGCCGGGCCUGGCUUCGGCGUAGGAGGUAGUUUCUCACCACAGAUCGGACCAGUCGCCCAGCACCACCCUCCCACACCCCAUCCUCAUGGUCAAGGGGUUCCGCAGCACCGCCGCUCCCCAGCUAGUCCUCAUCAACCCCAUCCUUCCUUCCCGCCGCACCCCCAUCGUGCUGGACCAUUCCCCCAGCUGCCCCAUCUUGCUCCUGCUCAAAACAAGCCCCCGUCUCCUUGGGGAAGUUACCAGAGUCUGUCCACUCCAACGUCCACCUCCUGGAGUCCAGGUGGCUACAGUGGCUGGGGAGGCACACAAGGUGUUCGAGAGUACCGGCGGGGCGUCGGGGGAGGGGUGACCAGCCUAAACUCCUAUUCCCCUUUGAAGAAAUCCUUCCCCAACAACCAGAUUCCCUCGCAGAAGUUCCCCAGAAAUACUUCUGGCAUCAACCACAAAGGCUGGGUUGAGGACAGCAUGAACCGCAACGACAGCGUCUAUUCUUUCCAGCAGGAUAGGACACGGUCUUUUGAUGGGUUCAACAUGCACUCUCUGGAGAACUCCCUGAUUGACAUUAUGAGGGCUGAGCAGGAUUCCUUAAAAGGACGCUACACUUUCCCACAUCAGGGUGGAGAUGUGCCUCUACCUUUGAAUGCAAGAAGUUAUGGCAGAAGACGAGGCCACUCAUCUCUAUUCCCCAUGGAGGACGAGCGCUCCUUUGGAGAGGAUGAGUCCGGUGACCAGGGGCUCGCUGGCCUCGGCUCCGCCCACUGCUUCCCACACCUCAACGGCGAGCGUGUGGAGCGCUACUCCCGCAAAGUGUUUGUUGGAGGCCUCCCACCGGACAUAGACGAAGAUGAAAUCACUGCCAGUUUCCGCCGAUUUGGUCAUCUCUUUGUUGAUUGGCCCCACAAGGCAGAGAGCAAGUCUUAUUUUCCACCAAAAGGAUAUGCAUUCCUGCUGUUUCAAGAUGAAAGCUCUGUGCAGGCUCUGAUUGACGCCUGCAUUCAGGAGGACGGGAAACUGUACCUGUGCGUCUCCAGUCCCACCAUCAAAGACAAGCCUGUCCAGAUUCGACCCUGGAACCUUAACGACAGUGACUUUGUAAUGGACGGCUCUCAGCCGUUGGACCCAAGGAAGACCAUCUUCGUAGGAGGUGUACCUCGCCCCCUACGUGCAGUUGAGCUCGCUAUGAUCAUGGAUCGUCUGUACGGGGGUGUGUGCUACGCUGGGAUUGACACCGAUCCCGAACUGAAGUAUCCAAAAGGCGCAGGGAGAGUGGCCUUCUCCAAUCAGCAAAGCUACAUUGCAGCCAUCAGUGCCCGAUUUGUUCAACUACAACACGGGGAGAUUGAUAAACGGGUGGAAGUGAAGCCAUAUGUCCUGGAUGACCAGCUGUGCGACGAGUGCCAGGGCACGCGCUGCGGGGGGAAGUUUGCUCCUUUCUUCUGCGCCAACGUGACCUGCCUGCAGUACUACUGCGAGUACUGCUGGGCAGCCAUCCACUCCCGGGCCGGACGCGAGUUCCACAAGCCGCUGGUGAAGGAGGGAGGGGACCGACCGCGACACAUCUCCUUCCGCUGGAACUAAGGCUAGAGGGAGGGAGCAACGCAUGAUCAGGGGAGGGAGUGCGAAAAAUUAGGGAAGGGGGUAUAGGCUGUAGUAUGAAAAAUAAAUGCACUUUUCUUUUAAGUUAAAAAAAAAACUAAUUUAUUUCUUUAUUUUUUUUAAAUUUGGCCAUCUAAAAGAAGUUAACAGAAAAGAGUCGAAUCCCAUUUAUGUUUUGACAUUAAGUGUGCAUGAGCAUAUGGAUGCAUUAGAUUUGAAUUUAGAUGUUUUGGGUAUUUUUUUCUUUUCUACCCGAGUGUACUUUUUGAUUUCUUCUUAGUUGGCAAAGCUGCUUACAUUUGUUGUUGAAAGUAACAUAAGAUUUUACUGAGGUUUGAUCACGCCUGAAUCAGUAUACAAACUGUGGAUGUUGAGUUUUUGAAAAGACGCAUUUUUCCUUACUUUGUGCUUGCAGGAUUUAAGAACAACUGUACCAUUUACCAAAGGUUGAGUGCAAAUGGUUGGAACUCUUGUUUCGGAUGGAUCAAUUUACUUUUUCCAAGUAGAUUAGUGAAUAGCCUCUGGUCACGGUAAAAAAAAACAAAACAACAAAAACACGUCGGAUAACAAAAAUCCUCCCUCGAGUUUGGCACACGUUUAAGAUUGUUGGCAUGAACUUUUAGGUCUUGGUUUAAAAGUUAACACUUGGAACCAGAAAGAGCAAACCAAAGAAUGGCCUAAAUCUGUAGUCCGAACAGUCAUUGAUCUGGGGGUUUACGUCGAGGUGGUCCUCUCGUUGGUUAACGGAGGCAAGGCUGGGGUUUCAGUUUGUAGUUUUCAGCUGAUUAAAGACACGGCCCUCAGGGCUCAGGUAUUGGCAGUAGUAUUUAUUCACUUUAUAUCGUCAGGGAUCUUAGCACUGGAAGCUAACAUGCUAAUGUAGUACUAACUAAUGGGAAUGCACAGUCCAGUCUCCCUGAGCUGUCCUCAUGGUGUACCACUGCACGCUCUACCGUGACUGGAGCUCUCUAUCACAAGUGUUGUGGUUGGAUUAUGGUAGUAGCUUGAAUUUGCUGUCACAGAGAUAAAGAUAUUAUUUUAUACAUGGCCUGCUGAUUUUUGUACAGUGUUUUAUAGCUGAUUAUUUUGUCAUGAACAUAUAUACAUUUAUUAUGCACUACUUUUUCUAAAUAUUUUUUUCAAUUGUCAUUUUAGGCACAUUUUUCACAAAUGGGAGAACUCCUUUUGCAAUACCUCAUUUUUUUCACUUUGUGGAAAAAUAAUUUUGUACCUUUGUUACUAAGAGAUCUGCAUUUAUGGUAAAUUUCAUUUAAAGAAAGUGAUUAAUAUAAUUUUUCAAUUAGCUUUUAUAUAUUUAAGUGCUGGUAAACCUGAAAAUUAUCUGUUGCAUUGGUGUAAUUCUGUAGAUAAAAUGGGAAAAAAAAAGUAAACAGAAAAAAUGAGGCUUUUCAGAAGCCUGUCGUAUACAGUUCUCUCUCCUAAUAAAUAUUAUUACAGGACCCUAAGGCAUGGCAAGACCUUUCUAAACUGAUUUUGAUAGUAUUGAGUAUAAUCUGAUAUUUUUCUCCUUGGUGUAGUCUAUAAGAGUCUCAUAAAACUAAAUGUUUGGCUUUGAACAAUGUAAAAUCUUCCCUUUUGCCACCAGAGUGGAUAUCAUCUGUUUUAGAUCUUCUUUCUGAAACUGCCUGUUAGUUCUACUUAUUCUCGGCAUGCAUAAGUGAUAACACGGCUAGUCAUAAUGCAGGACCUAACGUAAUGCACUAGAUCUUCUCCUCCUUUUUUUUUUUUUUAAAGGGAAAAAAAAAAAAAUCUUUUCCUAUCUCGUUGAGAUUGCCUCUCUUGUAGCGUCUCUCUACACGAUCGAGUCUGCCUUCCUUUACACAGACAUGUUUAUGCAAUAUACACCGUAACAACACUUUGGAUGUGUUUUUUGUAAUGUAUUGGACACUCAGUAGGACAUAGGUGAGGAGACAUGAUCACUUCACUCCCCCCUGACCCCCUCCUCCUCCUUUGUGAUGUGGCAUGCUUUGGGACAUAACCUGAAUGUUAUUUAAUGUUGCAAGUUAACUUUGAGCCAUUACGUGCAAUACUUCUUUCCAGAAACAGUUCUCCGCAGUGUACGUCAUUCAAUCAUAUAAAUCAUGCAGUCUUUUACUUUACUUUAAUUUUAUUUUCCUAUUGUUCAUGCUGGUGUCUGAAAAUAAAAGAUAAUUUAUACCUAAAUUUAUUUUGUAAACAUUAGUUUUGUGCUUCUUGUUUUGCUACUACCAUGCUACUGUGAUUGAAAACAUUGUAUAUAUACAAGGUUGAUGAUGUAUUUGGCAUUUGCUAUAUUUUCAACUGAAAUGUAUAACAUCAUUUUGAUCUGAACUUUUUGUUAUCUUUUUAUUUUGGGUGAAGUGUUAUACUCUAUCCAGUUUGAAUUGCUGUAACAAGCUUCACAUUUUCACAUGGAAAAAAAAACAUUGAUUAUGUCUUAGUCUGGCUUGAUUGCUAAAUUUCAAUAGUUUUUAAUUGAAGGCUGGGAAGGUUAUAUUUAUUAACUUUUUUUUUUUUUUUACCUGAUAUUUUGAUUUUUACUAAGUCAUUUCACCUUUAUAUGUAAGUUCCAAUUUUUAUAUUUUCUUCCUGAUUAAUUUUCGCUACAAUGCAGACGUCAGUUUUUAUAGUUGGUUUGUAGUAUUGAAGUAAAAGACCUAAAGUCAUAAAUUAAUUUGCUGCCAACUGUUUGUAACUGUAUGCAUACAUUUGAAGUAUUUGUAAUGUGAGAUGUUGAAUGAAUAAAACAGCUGUGAGGAAGAAAAUUA